This is a messenger RNA of Chenopodium quinoa (quinoa), 1633 nucleotides long. RefSeq names its product circumsporozoite protein-like. The transcript has 4 exons. Bases 86 to 1423 code for a protein of 445 amino acids. The record is from RefSeq and is a predicted model, not a curated record. Lineage: Eukaryota; Viridiplantae; Streptophyta; Magnoliopsida; Caryophyllales; Amaranthaceae.
AUUGGCCUACAAAUUGGCUUUAUUACCAUUUUAGUAAAGUAUAUUACUUAUAUAUUUCAUUAAAACAUUACCAAAAAAAGAUAUAAUGACGUUCAAGACGUUUAUUUUGCUAGGACUUUUGCUUGGUUCGGCUCUCUUCAUCUCUUCACUUGGAAAAGUUGGUGGGGAGAUUGUAGAAGACACAAGGGAAGGAAUUAACCAAAGAGGCAAAGGAGGUGGCAAAGGGGGAGGCGGCCAGGGUGGUGGUAAAGGAGGUGGAGGCGGCGGCGGCGGAGGACAAGAUGAAGUACCCGCGUUUGACAUCAAUCAAGUUGGAGGCGGUUCUGGAGGAGGUCAAGGUGGUGGUAAAGGUGGUAUAGGAGGAGGUAAAGGUGGAGGUGGUGGCUCCGGAGGAGAAAAAGGUGGAGGUGGCUCAGGAGGAGGCCAAGGAGGAGGAAAAGGUAAAGGUGGUGGCUCCGGAGGAGGUAAAGGAGGCGGUGGUGGUGGUGGAGAAGAGGCUAUAGACAUUAACGGACACGGAGGAGGUGGUUAUGGUGGAGGACACGGAGGAGGUGGGUAUGGUGGAGGGCACGGAGGAGGUGGGUAUGGUGGAGGGCAUGGAGGAGGUGGGUAUGGUGGAGGGCACGGAGGAGGUGGGUAUGGUGGAGGGCAUGGAGGAGGUGGGUAUGGUGGAGGAGGACACGGGGGAGAGGACAAGGAGGUAAAGGAGGUGGUCAAGGCGGAGGACAAGGAGGUAAAGGAGGUGGUCAAGGCGGAGGACAAGGAGGUAAAGGAGGUGGUCAAGGCGGAGGACAAGGAGGAAGAGGUAAAGGAAGUGGCGGAGGACAAGGAGGAGGAAGAGGCGGUGGAGGCGGAGGAGGGUUUGAAGAAGAAGAAGAAUUUGAUAUUGAUCAGGCAAGAGGAGGUGGUCAAGGUGGAGGACAAGGAGGUAAAGGGGGUGGUCAAGGCGGUGGACAAGGAGGACAAGGAGGUGGUCAAGGUGGAGGACAAGGAGCAGGAGGUAAAGGAAGUGGCGGAGGACAAGGAGGAGGAAGAGGGGGUGGACAAGGAGGUAGUCAAGGAGGAGGAAGAGGUGGUGGACAAGGAGGUAGUCAAGGAGGAAGCAAAGGCGGUUCGAGCGGAGGACGUGGAGGUAGUCAAGGAGGAGGUAAAGGUGGUUCCGGAGGAAGCCAAGGAGGUAGUCAAGGUGGAGGCAAAGGUCAUUCCGGCGGAGGACAAGGAGGUAGUCAAGGUGGAGGCAAAGGUAGUUCUGGCGGGGGACAAGGAGGUAGUCAAGGGGGAGGCAAAGGUGGAUCAGGAGGAAGCCAAGGAGGCGGCAAAGGUCAUUCUGGUGGAGGACAAGGAGGUAGCCAAGGAGGAGGUAGAGGAGGAGGCGGUUCCGGAGGAGGCAAAGGAGGUGGUGGUGGUGGAGGAGGAGGAUUGAACUAAGUACGAAGGGAAUCUUUAUAAAACACAUGGUGGAUAAUCGAUGUUAUGAGGGUUCAAGUGCUAAAAUCGUACAACCUUCGACGUGAUCGGCACACCAUGGGGUUAAGUAUCUAUAGUACGUAGUUAUAGUGUAUAUCAGUAUAUGUAGUAUAUAUAGAUGUUAGACUUGAAGAGAUCGAAUAAGAGAUUGUCAAGAAAAAUACUA